CUAGAUCGCAAUAGAAAAUAUAGAUGUUCUUACAAAAAUAUCAUUUUGCACUACCAAAGCUUGCAAACUUAUCUUCUUUGCAAGAUGAUAAUUAUUUGUAAAAAUUUCGGCAUACGUUUGCUUUAAACGUGAGCCAUGAGUGAAAUAGCAUUCUGGUGCAAUACUAUAUCAUAUUGAUUUUGUGAAAGUAUCUUGUUGCGUGCGUAGUGAAAAAAUAUGCCACGAUUUUAGCCGAGUGGACCUUUUGUUAGAUGUCUAUUCUGUACGAUGAGCUUAUUUAAAGUUUUAACUCGUAUCCUUUGUCAGCAACUGGUGUCCGCUAAACUCCAAACUUCACUUGAUACUUGACCAAUGAGAAAACGGAUAUCGUGGCAUUUCAAUCGCCUGUUCACGGAUGACAACUUGCGGCAAGUUACUUGCUCAUGUUGCUUACUUAUCUUCAGUCGCACACAGUCGCAAGUCGUGUUUUCGUUGUUUAAUUUGUAAAAAAUUACUUGUUGUUCAGUCUCAAUAAAUCGUGAUUUAUGUCAAAAAUAGACAUUUUAACCUCUUGCACUAAGGAUGCUACAGAAAAACCGACUGUGCAUCUUUUACCGUGCAAAAUAGAGCACAAUGGCGAGGCUGAAGUCGACGAAUAUUUUCAAAGUUGUAUUAAGGACGAUGGAAACGGAAUGAAGAAAGUUUCAUUUCGUGGCCGAAUGUUAAAGGGUGAGAUAUUUGCUAUACCAGAUGGAUACAGUGGCUAUCUUCUCAGGGAAAAUCGUAAACCUGUCACUGAUGACCAGGAUAGAUCUUUUCGAGCUAUAAAAAGAUUUUCUGAAUUCACACAUUGGAAUCUUGAGGAUAGGCCUUGUUUAAAUGACAAGAUCAGAAAGGCAAUGCAAUGGAUUUACAUUUCUUCAGCGAUUCAUCAACCUGUGAAGACUGAAACUGUUAUGGCAGAAAUUACAUGACAAUGGCAACCCGCUUGUCUUAUGUUCUGCUGAAAGCCUAACACACCAUUCUUACGCGCAUCACUGUCGACACAUUUUCCCUGUACGCAAAUCUUCGUGACUUCAUCAUCACGUGAAACGUUUCAAUAUUUUCACACCCAAUAACAUUAUCUUUUUAUUUGGGUUUAGCUGCUUAAUAACCGUUUAUAGAGUUAAAUGAGUUUUCUCUGCAAUGAUGAAAGGUCUUAAAAAAGUAAUCAUUGAAAUUAAACGGAACGAUAUCUUAGUUUAAGAUGAAAA
Xenia sp. Carnegie-2017 is the source of this 1232-nucleotide messenger RNA. Its product is annotated as ribonuclease H2 subunit C-like. Bases 525 to 953 code for a protein of 142 amino acids. The record is from RefSeq and is a predicted model, not a curated record. The transcript has 5 exons. Gene Ontology annotation, biological process: RNA catabolic process. Gene Ontology annotation, cellular component: ribonuclease H2 complex. NCBI's taxonomy places the organism in Eukaryota, Metazoa, Cnidaria, Anthozoa, Malacalcyonacea, Xeniidae.